AUGACGUUAAACUCGAAACUUUUAAUAAUUUUGACGUUGCUGACUUAUGGUGUUCUGGGAAGGAACGCGAACAGCAAGCACGACUUCUUUAAAGAUACUUAUAAUAAGAAAAGUGGCUCUAUGUUGAUGGAAAUCGCGAAAGAGCUUGUACAGAGGUCCUCAAGUACCAGUCAGGUGUUGAACCUGAAUCUAUCAAAUUUGUUGCUUCUUUUGGUGCUAAAAGCAGUUGUAUUUGGCGCUGGGUAUUUGGGGCACAAUGUCCACAAGGGACGCGACCUGGAAGAAGAAAAUGUUCUAUCAGAAGGAGAAAUGGCGUUAGCUCUGGGAUACUUGAUGGGAGAUACUUGUUUGUAUAGAGCAGCCUGCGAGGAUCCACACGUGGCGAAAGAGUAUCUUGGAGCAGCGGAAAUGAUUGUCGAAACUGCAAAAUUGUUGCCUCAAAUUCCUUCUAUAGAAGGCAAGUACGAGAAAACAAUGGCAGAAUUCCGGAAAGCCAUCGAAUACGGUUUCACGGAUGGCUGUCCACCCGAAUACACUUGUAAAAAAGAAAACAUUAAAAACUUUUUAAGAGAGGAAAGAAAAUGA
Nomia melanderi (Alkali bee) is the source of this 585-nucleotide messenger RNA. RefSeq lists its product as uncharacterized. The record is from RefSeq and is a predicted model, not a curated record. Lineage: Eukaryota; Metazoa; Arthropoda; Insecta; Hymenoptera; Halictidae.